Molecule: messenger RNA, 1632 nt
Organism: Echinops telfairi (small Madagascar hedgehog)
Lineage: Eukaryota; Metazoa; Chordata; Mammalia; Afrosoricida; Tenrecidae
Gene: GPR50
Product: G protein-coupled receptor 50
Exons: 2
Coding region: 1-1632 (543 amino acids)
Biological process (GO): G protein-coupled receptor signaling pathway
Cellular component (GO): membrane
Molecular function (GO): melatonin receptor activity
Source: RefSeq, a predicted model, not a curated record
AUGGAACCCACCCUGGCGGUUCCCACCCCAUAUGACUGUAUUGGCUGUAAACGGCCUCAGCCGGACUACCCACCGGCUCUGGUCACCUUUAUGUUCUGUGUGAUGGUCAUCACCAUCGUCGUAGAUCUGAUCGGCAAUUCCAUGGUCAUCUUGGCUGUAUCAAAGAACAAGAAGCUCCGAAAUCCUGGCAACAUCUUCGUGGUCAGCCUCUCUGUCGCCGACAUGCUGGUGGCGAUCUACCCCUAUCCGAUGAUGCUGCACGCCAUGGCCGUUGGGGGCUGGGACCUGAGCCAGCUCCAGUGUCAGAUAAUUGGGUUCAUGACCGGGCUGAGCGUGGUCGGUUCCAUCUUCAACAUCAUGGCCAUCGCCAUUAACCGCUACUGCUACAUCUGCCAUAGCCUGCAGUAUGAACGACUCUUCAGCAUGCGUAUCACUUGCAUCUACCUGGUGGUCACGUGGUUCAUGACCAUCCUGGCCGUCCUGCCCAACAUGUAUGUUGGCACCAUCCAGUACGACCCUCGUACCUACACCUGCGUCUUCAGCUACAUGACCAACCCUGUCUUCGCAGUGACCAUCGUCGGCGUCCACUUCGUGCUCCCACUGCUCAUCGUGGGAUUCUGCUACAUUCAGAUCUGGGCCAAAGUGCUGGCAGUCCGGGCGGCGGCGGCCGGGCAGAACCCUGACAAUCAGUUGGCUGAGGUGCGCAAUUUCCUAACCAUGUUUGUCAUCUUCCUCCUCUUUGCAGUGUGCUGGUGCCCUGUCAACGCGCUCACUGUGCUGGUGGCGGUCAGCCCGAAGGGGGUGGUAGACAAGAUCCCCGACUGGCUAUAUCUUGCUGCCUACUUCAUAGCCAACAUCAACAGCUGCCUCAACGCUGUGAUCUAUGGGCUCCUCAAUGAGAAUUUCCGAAGAGAAUACUGGCUAGUCUUCCAUGCAAUUCGGCACCCUGUCCUCUUCCUCUCUGGCCUCAUCACUGACAUCCGUGAAGCCAGGGAAGCCCGUGCCCUUGCCCAUGCCCGUGCCCUCGCCCGAGACCAAGUCCGUGAGCAACCCCUUCCCUGCCCUGCUGUGGAGGGAACGCCAGUGAGUGUCCGCAAUGUCCCACUUCCUGGUGAGGUGGCAGCUGGCCCGGCUGACCAUGCCUCUGGCCACCCCAGGCUGGUCUCUAGUAACCCUAAGUCUGCCUUGGGUCACUCCAAGUCUGCGCUGGACCACAAGUCUGUCAUGGGCCACUCCAAAUCUGUCGCGGGCCACGUCAAGGCAGCCACCGUUUACCCUAAGCCUCCCUCUGUCCACUUCAAGGGUGACUCUGUCCACUAUAAGCCUGUCCCCAGCCACCCCAAGCCUGUUACUGGCCACCACUUCCCUGCUGGUAGCCACUCUAAGCGUGUCUUUAGCCCUGCCACCAGCCCCUCUAAACCUGCAGUGGUGGCUGACUACCCUGAGAUCACCACCCCCUUCCACCAUGGCAGCACUGGCCACCUGGAAUCUGACAUCACUGAGCCUAGCUCUAGCUCCAGCACUGGGUCCCCAGGGCCCCCUGCCAGCCAGCCAGAGCCUGUCCUCGCGGCUGGCCUUCCUGAGAUUGUGGUUAUUGAUGUAGAAGGUGAUUCUGAUGAAGUGGCUGUGUGA